This is a messenger RNA of Prorocentrum cordatum, 2583 nucleotides long. NCBI's taxonomy places the organism in Eukaryota, Dinophyceae, Prorocentrales, Prorocentraceae. The record is from the annotation of a GenBank genome assembly.
AUGCGGCAGGGCAUGUCGGCCUUCAUUGAGGGCCGCGUCGCAGAGUCCAUCGAUUUGUUCGACGCCUCUUCCAAGGCCGGGUAUCCCCAGGACGACGCGCUCUGGCAGAGGGGGCUCUCCCUAUACUACGUGGACCGCUUCCAGGAGGGGGGCCAAGCAGUUCCGCGACGACGUGGCAAAGAACCCGAACGAUACCGAGGAGAGUCCAUAUGGGCCAUGCUUUGCGAAGCGCGCAUCGUGGGAUUCGAGCAGGCCCGGAAGCAGAUGCUGACCGUGGGCUACGACCGGCGGAGCGUGAUGCGGAGGGUGUACAAGCUGUACCGCGGGGAGGACGAGGCGGAGAGCUUGGCCUUCCUGCAGAAGGCGCUGUACCUCGGCCUCUUCGCCGAGGCCCGGGGCGACCCCGCCGAGGCGCGCAGGCUCGACUCGAUCGAGAAGGGCGGCAAGGCUACUGAAUCUAAGCCUCCUCCGUGGCGCAGUGAUUCCGAGGAUGGGAAGGAAACCAAGGACAUCAAGGAGAGGCUGGGCCACUGGCGAAAAACGGCCCGCUUCGCUACUCAUGCGGAAGAUCGUACCUUGGCCGAAGCGCAAGUUGAGCGGCUGCAGAAGGCACUACAAGAAGCCAAACCCCUGCACGUCCAGCAAAUGUCCGUCAACACUCGCCUUGCCAAGGCGAAGGAAACUGCGGGUACUCUCGAGACUAACCUGGAGGAGAAGCGCCAGGAAGUGGAGAAGGCCAAGGCGGACUUGGACAAGCAGCUUGCAGACGCACAGUUGGCCUUGGAUGAGUCCAGGAGGCAAGCGGGAGUUCUCCAGCAAGAAACUCGUGAAGCCUAUGCCAAGGGUUUCGCACAGGACGGAGAGCAGAUCCUCAAGAUAGGGGAGCCCCAGUUCGCCUCAGCCAGCCAAGAGUUCAAGGACUGGUUCAGCAAGCUCCGCGCUGACGAAGCUGGAGGCAAGCGCCUGGAACCCUGCGGCAGAUGCUUGAGGCCCAGGCCGUGUUCAUCAAGGCGUCCCAGAGCCAGGCUGGGGUCGCUGCGGGCAGUGGCGAGCAUGUUCGGGCUGGUGCUGAUGAUGGCGAUAUGGAGCUCGGCGAACAAGCCGAGAUCGACCUCGCUGCUGCAGGAGAGGCCCUCAAUGAGGCCAAACGUGCUGCUGAAGGUGAUGCCAGCAAUGAAGAAGCAGCACUUCAGAUUGCAGCAGCAAGGCGAGUUCUGCGUGAACAGCUUGCCUCAAUACGUGGUCUACUCCUGCAACUGCAGCGACCUUGUCAGCGGCAGCGGCCACCAGCUCUGGUUCGAGUACGGCUGCUGCGGCGCGGACGACAUGUUGCUCUCUCGUUCCCACGUUGCGCUCGACAGGCUGAUCGACCAAAUUGGUAUCAGGACGAGCGUGGUCACGUGGACCACGCACGCGCGCCCUCACUGGGAGAAGGAGGUCGUCUCCCUGGCAGUCAGGAGCUGGAGGUUCCUCAACGUGCUGAUGACGUUCCACGGCGUGAUGACCAGCCCCCUGAUGGAGAGUGCAGCGCUGCGGUUGAGGCACAGCAGCAGGAAGGUGAGCCGCGUGUACAGGCUCCUGGCUCCGCCCCCGCUGCAGCUCCAGAUCGUAGGCGGGCGCCUCGCGUCGAUGUCAAGGUGCCCUUGCUCUCUGAUGCGACCGAAGGUCUUCCAGAUGAGGUGGAUCGACAAGGCGGUGGCGACGGGCUACGCCAACGGCGACUACAUGGCGGCCCUGGCGAAGGUGCACCAGCGGCUGCGCAGCGCCCCGAGCCCGGGCGGCGAGGUGGCGCUGAGCCGGCCGGGCAGCGCGCCCGACGUGGAGGGCGCGGGCGGCGCGGGCGGCCCGCGAGAGGCGCGGCACCGCCGCGCCUGGAGGCCGGAGGUCGUGUGUGCGGGCCUGCUGGUCUGCACGCUGCUCUCGGCGGCUGCAACGUUCAGCGCGCCGUACGUGGUGCUGCUGCAGGUGGAUGGGGAGCCCUACGCCCUGCUCCUGGACACGGGCAGCUCGAACACCAUCCUGGCCUCCAGCGCGUGCGCCGAGAGCUGCGACGUGGGGCCCCAGUGGCCCAUGCGGACGGCCCCCGGCGAUGCCCCCGGCGUCUUCACGAUGGUCUAUGGCACGGGCAGUGCCGACGCGGUGGUCGCCACGGCGGAGCUGAGCCUCGGGGGGCUGACCGUCCAGCGCGGGACCCUCAGCUCCAUCAUCAGGCAGCACGCCGGGAUAGACGGCGCGACGCUGUUCCCGCCGCCAUCGGACUUCCUCUGCUACAAGUACGUACGCGGGGCUCCUGGGCCUGGCGUACCGGGGUCAGGACGCGGGGCCAGUGGGCGGGGGCGCGAACGGGACCGCGAACGGCACCUCCGCCACGCUGCUGGACCAGCUCGUGGCCGAGGCGGGGAUGCCCAACGCCUUCGCCAUCGAGCUGUGCGACAGGUAUCCUCAGCCGUGCGGGCCACGGCGGGACACGAGCACCUGGCGACCGUCCCGGCCGUGCGACGUCGGCGUCACCGUGGGGAACCUCUACCUCGGGGGCUACCUUGUUUCGUCUUCUACGCUCUGCGUCACUGGCAGGGGACAUGA